CAGGCACGCGACAUUACGAACCAGACCAAAAUGAGUGGGAAACGUCUAUUUUUAAAAUGAUCAAAUAUGAGCUAGGACGUUUCCGAUUAGAUCAGGUCCUUUGCGUUAAGAAAACGAUUUCGGAAUUUUUACGGGCUCAAGAUAAAGUUGGUUCUGUAUCUAGCAGUGUCGAAUAAGGAACAAGAAUAUAAGUAUUACUUUGAGAAGAUCAACGCAUAUUAAUUGAAUAGUGAUAGAUAAACGAAUCUUGUGCUUGUAGUUCAUAUAAUUAAUGUACCCACAUAGUAGCCCAUAAGAUAUAAUUAAUGAUUAAUAACUAAUACCAAGAAUAAUACAUUAAUAAAUUAUAAUAAAGACAGUUAUGAUAGAAUCGAAAUAUCUUGCGAAUACCAAAAUCAAAGAUUAUGGAUACGACAUACAACAUCCAUUACAUGCGGGUGAUUUUGCAGCAUAUACACCUAAGUAUCUACCUGAAGGUCAUGACUACGAAUAUGAUUAUUACAAUGUAAAUGAUGACAAUGAAGAGGUAUACGAUUAUGAUAAUAAUGAGUAUGGAUAUGAUGAUGAUUCAGAUCUUAUAUUAGCAUCAAACCGACGGAUUCAAAGUGGAGAGCCAAAAGAAGAAACUCUUCAAGGUGUAGAAGAAAAUGAAGACGAACGUAAUCCAGAUGAGAUAAAUUGCCAAGCAAGAGCAUUGUUCAAUUUUGAACCCGAGAAUGAUAAUGAGAUUGGAUUAGUAGAAGGUCAAAUAAUUUGGAUAAGUUAUCGUCAUGGUCAUGGAUGGCUAGUGGCAGAAGAUCCAUCCACUGGCGAAAAUGGGUUAGUACCAGAGGAAUACGUUCAAUUGAUGAUAUCAUCAAAUACAGAAGAAUUAGAUGAACCUAAAAGGUUUUUGCCCGAAUUAUUAAACAAUUUACAAGAAGAAGAUGAAGAAGGAGCUGAAGGCGAAUGGGUAGAUACUGAGGAUGAAGACGAAGAUGAUGAUGUUGGUCGUAGAACGGAAGAUGAAGAGUUAACAUCAAAGGUAAAUAAUCUACAUAUCGGAUAAUAGUGUAUAUGUAAUAAUGUAAUAUUUAAUAACGAUUAUCACAGUCGCGCAUCGGAUAAAAAAAUGUAUGUACAAAUGUAUGUAAUUUUUGCAUCAACACCAUUUGAAUAGCAAAGUCUGAUCUGACAACUUCAAUGAAAGAUGGAUCAAAUGGAAGUAACAUCAAUAAGCACACCAGAAGAAGUGAUAUGACAAAUAAAGUAGACAAACCAAAGAUUUCAGUGAGAACAUUCCAAGGUAAUGCUCGAUACAUUGAUUUCUACAAUCGGUUUGUUGAGACUACAUUCGCAAAUGUACCAUAUAUAACUGAGAGUUCACAUUUGAGAGCAUCAUACAACACAGUCGAUAAGGUUUAUUAUAGAUAUAAUGGUUAUAGGGAUAAUAAUAUAAAUGAACAGAAAAACGAUCUGAAACAAAGAGAGGAUGGUGAAA
Molecule: messenger RNA, 1480 nt
Organism: Scheffersomyces amazonensis
Lineage: Eukaryota; Fungi; Ascomycota; Pichiomycetes; Serinales; Debaryomycetaceae
Gene: NBP2
Product: Nbp2p
Exons: 1
Coding region: 362-1048 (228 amino acids)
Molecular function (GO): protein binding
Source: RefSeq, a predicted model, not a curated record